AUGGCCAAUAUAAUAACUGGGAGUCAAGAUUAUAUUAUGGAUCUUCAAGGGGAAGUAUAUAGAGAGCCAGAAACAAAUCUUUCCCCUUGUCAAAAUUGGAAGGAAGCAUCAUCUCAUAUUACCCAAACUAAGAACAUGGUGACUCUUCAAAGUGAUGAUUUAAAAAACAUGGAAAGUGAAGAAUAUCUGUCUUUGAAGGUCCCAAGCCAAAUGCCCACACAGGACUCUCUGGUGAAGUUCUAUAAGAAUGAGCCACAGGAUUCUCAGGAACGUAAAAGUCUCUUUAUAAUUGAAGAAAGCGCUGAGAGGAAAGUGAUAGCUGGAAGAAAUCCACGCAUGGACCAUUUUUCAGAGAACCUUCAAGUUAAACUUCAGUCAGAUGUAACACAACUGGUCCCUCCAUUGUUUAAUGGUGAGGCAAUCUGCCAGAACGGCCAGUUGAAAGAAUCUUUGGACCCCUUUGACUAUAACCAUAAAGACAUUUGUGGUUGUAAAUCACAGUUUGUUGAUUAUAGUCACAAGAAAGUUCAUACAAAGGAGAAACCUUGUAACUGUAAUGAGCAUGGAAAAAUACUUAAGACCAGUCCAAAUGUUCAUCCAUAUGAGAGAAUCCACUUGGAAGAGAAACUACAUAAAUGUGUUCAGUGUGGUAAGGACUUUAGACAGAGCUCAGAACUACUUCUUCAUCAGAGAGACCACACAGAAGAAAAACCCUAUAAAUGUGAGCAGUGUGGGAAGGGCUUCACAAGAAGCUCAAGUCUCCUCAUUCAUCAAGUAGUUCACACAGAUGAGAAACCUUAUAAGUGUGACAAGUGUGGGAAGGGCUUCACAAGAAGCUCUAGUCUACUCAUUCAUCAUGCAGUUCAUACAGGUGAGAAACCUUAUAAAUGUGAUAAGUGUGAGAAGGGCUUUAGUCAGAGCUCCAAACUGCACAUCCAUCAGCGAGUACACACUGGCGAGAAGCCCUACGAGUGUGGGGAGUGUGGUAUGAGCUUCAGUCAGCGUUCUAACCUGCACAUCCAUCAGCGAGUCCACACAGGAGAGAGGCCCUACAAAUGUGGAGAGUGUGGGAAGGGCUUCAGUCAGAGUUCAAACCUUCAUAUUCAUCGGUGCAUACACACCGGAGAGAAGCCUUAUCAAUGCUAUGAGUGUGGAAAGGGCUUCAGUCAGAGUUCAGAUCUUCGCAUCCAUCUCCGAGUCCACACUGGAGAGAAGCCCUAUCAUUGUGGCAAGUGUGGGAAAGGAUUUAGCCAGAGUUCCAAACUCCUCAUUCAUCAGAGAGUACAUACUGGAGAGAAGCCCUAUGAGUGUAGUAAGUGUGGAAAGGGAUUCAGCCAGAGCUCCAAUCUUCAUAUCCACCAGCGGGUUCACACAAAAGAGACUUGUUAA
Messenger RNA from Orycteropus afer afer, 1389 nucleotides. RefSeq names its product zinc finger protein 239 (gene ZNF239). The transcript has a single exon. Gene Ontology annotation, cellular component: nucleus. Gene Ontology annotation, biological process: regulation of transcription by RNA polymerase II. Gene Ontology annotation, molecular function: RNA polymerase II cis-regulatory region sequence-specific DNA binding; DNA-binding transcription activator activity, RNA polymerase II-specific. The record is from RefSeq and is a predicted model, not a curated record. Lineage: Eukaryota; Metazoa; Chordata; Mammalia; Tubulidentata; Orycteropodidae. Bases 1 to 1389 code for a protein of 462 amino acids.